Colletotrichum orchidophilum is the source of this 1410-nucleotide messenger RNA. RefSeq lists its product as uncharacterized. Gene Ontology annotation, biological process: rRNA base methylation. The coding region runs from base 1 to 1410 and encodes 469 amino acids. The transcript is spliced from 4 exons. Gene Ontology annotation, cellular component: nucleus. The record is from RefSeq and is a predicted model, not a curated record. Lineage: Eukaryota; Fungi; Ascomycota; Sordariomycetes; Glomerellales; Glomerellaceae. Gene Ontology annotation, molecular function: 23S rRNA (adenine(1618)-N(6))-methyltransferase activity.
AUGACAGGCAAAAGACGAAGGAUUUCGGACAGCGGUCCCCCAAUAGACAGCAAUGCCAGCUUGCAAAAUACGAUCCGUCGGGCUGAUCGCGGAUUCGUGGGCCGACCACCGGAACCCGGCACCCACGCAGACGCCUACUACCGCAACCUCUAUUCGACGGAGCCGGAUUUCGGGAAGCUGGGCCGCCAAGACCCAAAAUUCGGAGCCAUGCUCAAACGUGGAAAUCUCGACUUUAAUGAUCCAUCUGCCGUGAUGCAGCUCACAAAGACGCUUCUGAAAGCUGACUUUGGACUGAGCAUAGACCUUCCUGAUGAUCGUCUAUGCCCACCCGAAAAGGUUCCAAACCGCCACAAUUACAUCCUCUGGCUGAAGAGCCUGCUCGAUAGCACAACCUACGACGACUCCGAUCGGAAAAUCCUGGGACUCGAUAUCGGCACUGGGGCGAGCUGCAUCUACCCGCUUCUAGGAUGCACCCAGCGGAAGUGGUCCUUUUUCGCAACGGACAUCGACCCAAAGAGCCUGGAAUUCGCCAAGAAGAAUGUAGAAUUGAACAAUUUACAAAGCCAAAUCUCCAUCGUUGCCAGUGCACCCCAGGGUCCCAUGAUCCCCUUGAACGAAUUGGGCGCGGAAUCACUCAGUUUCGUCAUGACGAACCCGCCAUUCUACACAUCCGAAGGCGACCUCCUGGACUCCGCAAAGCAAAAGUCACGCCCUCCAUUGACUGCAUGCACCGGCGCACCGGUGGAGAUGGUGACGGACGGCGGAGAAGUCCGGUUCGUUUCCAGGAUCCUCGAGGAAUCACUUGUUCUGCGCGAGAGGGUCCAGUGGUACACGUCCAUGUUUGGUAAACAAUCGAGUCUUGAAGAGUUCGUCGCGAUGCUCAGAGACAAGGAGAUUGACAAUUACGCCGUCACUGAGUUUGUACAAGGCAACAAGACGAGGCGGUGGGCCAUUGCGUGGAGUUUCGGCGCGAUGAGACCGUCCGAGGAGGUCGCGAGAGGCAUGAAGGCCGCCGUUUGGAAGAAGCUGCUCCCUGCGGCUGUCGAAUCCGAGAUCAUUACUUACCCACUCGGAAAAGAGAUAGGAAAGCUCGAAGUCAAGAUUCAAGAGCUCAUGUCUUCGUUGGAACUGGUCUUUUGGGAAUGGGACCGCGAAAAGCUGGCCGGCAUCGGUAGGGCGCGCGAGAACGUGUGGAGUCGUGCUUGGAGGCGGCGGAAGAUGCGAGAGGAGCGUGAGGGCAAGAAUAUUGUCGAAGAGUCAACAGAUUCUGAAAUAUGCAGUUUUGGCUUCGAGGUGGCGCUGGAUGUUGGGAGAGAGAGGACCGCCUUUACGUGCCGAUGGAGGGAGGGGCAUGAUCAAGCCAUGUUUGACAGCUUUGGAGGCUUUCUCAAGACUCGCAUGGCUUUGUGA